CCAAUCCCAACAGUAAAAACGAUGAUUUAGCAUAAUCACUGAUCAGCCUCACACGUGCAGUGGAUCGUGUGCUAGAGUAAGCUUGUCAACAGUGCUGGGAGUGUCGACCCAGCUGGCUGGACUUUGGUCGUUGUAUCUAGAACUAUAAAAAGGUACUCACGGCCCGAUAUUCUUACUCUAUACGCCUUUCCUUGUUCCAUCACUCGUCAGCUCCUGCAACCAUCAUUGCCACUCACCAUGCCGGACGAAUUCCCACCCCUCGCCCCCCUCCCCAGCCUAACCCUCCACCCAUCCACUGACCCCGAUGCCAUCGACGCCCCCCAAAUCGUCAACACCUGGCUCACAGCCCUAACAACAUCCCUCGCUAACAACCAACCACUCGCCACUACCCUCCUCUUCCUCCCCGAGCACUCCUGGUGGCGCGACCUCGCGACCUUUUCCUGGAACAUCGCAUGCCACAAUAGCGCUGAGGCGAUAAGCAAGUAUCUCUGGCAGUCAGAUGCCGGUUUUACGGACGCUGUCGCGGACCUGCCCGGUGCGCUGGCGCCGCAUUUGGAGGAUCUGGGCGGGAUGAGGUUUAUCCAGGCGGGGUUUCGGUUUCGCACGAGGGUUGGGAGCGGGAGGGGCGUUGUUAGGCUGGCGAAUGUGGGCAAGGGGUUGUGGAGGGGUUGGACGGUUUAUACGGUGUUGGAGAGGCUGGAUGGGCAGGAUGAGGCUGAGGCGAGGAGGGGGGAGGAUGUAGGGAUUCAGCCUGCUCCUCCCGGCGGAGAGGCGUCGUCGAGCAUCCAGAAGAACGAGGAUGUGCAGGUUCUGGUGAUUGGAGCAGGCCACUCCGGCCUCGCCCUCGCCGCACACCUCCAAAACCUCGGCCUUGACUACCUGGUGGUCGACAAAGGCUCCCGCGUCGGCGACAGCUGGCGAGCCCGCUACAAAUCAAUCCGACUGCACACGCCCGCCUACACAGACCACUACGCGUUCCUCAAGUUCCCAACCAACUGGCCGCGCUACCCGGACCAGAAGCACAUCGCCGACUGGAUGGAGCACUAUGCCGCCAUCAUGGAGCUGAACAUUCAGCUUGAUACGGAAGCGAGCAAGAUUGGCUACGAUGAAGCGACGGGGAAGUAUGUCUUUGAGUUGAAGGGCAAGGAUGGUAGCGCGCGGAGUAUUACUGCCAAACAUGCCGUGCUGGCCUCGGGGCUGUUCAGUGAGGGUAUCCCCGUCCGCCCGACCUUUGCCGACGAGGACUCGUUCGGCGGCCAGAUUUACCACUCGACGGUGCACAAGUCAGCUCGGCUGAUUCCUAAUGUGCAGAGCAAGAAAGUAACGAUUAUCGGCGCCGGAACAAGCGCGCACGACAUUGCGCAGGACUUUGUCAACCACGGGGCCAAGAGCGUAACGCUCGUACAGCGCGGCGAAAUCUACGUUGCAUCGCUGGCCGCGCUUGAGGAAGUUUCUUUGAAAGUGUGGGAUACGCCCGGGGUAAGCACCGAGGAUGCAGAUCUGCUGGGCAACUCGUUUCCGUGGCCCGUUGUCCGAACACUUAGUGUAGGUGCGUCGCAGAUGAUGGGGGCCAUUGAUAAGGAGCUACUUGAUGCACUCGAGAAGGCUGGAGUCGCCCUGAAGAGGGGGGUGCGGGGGGAUAGUAUUGUCGACCACAUGUUCGUCAAGGGCGGCCAUUUCUACCUCGACCAGGGCGCGUGCCAGAUGAUUAUCGAUGGGCGGAUCCAGGUCCGCAGAUGCGAAGGGGGCGUCCAGGGGUACUACCCCGCGGGAAUCAUCCUGGCCGACGGCACACAGGUCGAGUCUGAUCUUGUUAUCCUGGCGACGGGGAUUGAGCGUGGUGGCAAGCUCGUCGAGCAGAUUAUGGGUAAGGAGGUUGUGGACAAGGUCGGGGAGCUGUUUGGUUUGGAUGAGGCCCAGGAGCGAAUUGGGACGUGGCGUCCGACUGGUGUCCCGGGCUUCUGGUUCACGGCGGGCAGUUUUGCAUUCUCCAGGCAGUAUGCGCCCACCCUCGCGCUGCAGAUUGCGGGCGCUGAGUGGGGGCUGAGCAGUCAUAGGAAGUGAGGCACAGCUGUUAGAGAGUGUGACAUAGAUUGAGAAUGCAUGUUGGAUAGAUUGUUCCUCCUACCUGAUAGCCCUGCAGGGAGCAAGAUCUUUCAUCCGGGCAUAUGUCAGGCCCGCCAGCUGCAUCAGCAGAAGGAGUAACAAGUGCACUAUUGAAUUGGGUCCAUUCCAUGACUAGAGACGGCUACCACUCACAAAGGUAACCUGGCCCUGCUCGCACCCGUCCUGGUAAUACCACUGUUCGGUACCCAGGUAGUGGAAGUUGAUACCGCGGACAUUGCCGUCGC
Molecule: messenger RNA, 2351 nt
Organism: Aspergillus calidoustus
Lineage: Eukaryota; Fungi; Ascomycota; Eurotiomycetes; Eurotiales; Aspergillaceae
Source: the annotation of a GenBank genome assembly